Molecule: messenger RNA, 1824 nt
Organism: Pangasianodon hypophthalmus (striped catfish)
Lineage: Eukaryota; Metazoa; Chordata; Actinopteri; Siluriformes; Pangasiidae
Gene: dlx3b
Product: distal-less homeobox 3b
Exons: 3
Coding region: 199-996 (265 amino acids)
Biological process (GO): embryo development; epithelial cell differentiation; regulation of transcription by RNA polymerase II
Molecular function (GO): RNA polymerase II cis-regulatory region sequence-specific DNA binding; DNA-binding transcription factor activity, RNA polymerase II-specific
Source: RefSeq, a predicted model, not a curated record
AACGGAGUAGCUGCUUCAUCUGAGAAGAGUAGAGCACAGAGGAGCUCCAGAGCUCCAGCCCUUCACGGAUUCGCCUUAACGGCGUCCCACGUUCUCCUCUUUUUUUUUUUUAAAUUAUCCUUUAAAUCACACACUCGUCGCGGGAGAAGGACGUACCAGUGGACGACUGUAUCAUUUCUUGCAGUGUUCUUCUCACCCAUGAUGAGUGGAGCGACGUACGACAGGAAGCUAUCCGGCAUUUCUGCUGAUCUCUCCAGCUCUAUGAGCUGCCACCCGGGUUCCAAGGACUCGCCUACUCUGCCCGAGUCCUCGGCCACGGACAUGGGCUACUACACAGCACAGCAGGGCCACCAUGACUACUACCCGGGUCAGGCGUACGCACAAGGGCCGCACAACGCCUCCUACCACCAGUUUAACGUGUGCGCUAUGAGCGGCGCGGCUCCCUACGGCGCCAAGGCCGAGUACCCUUACGGCAACGCGUACCGCCACCAGUACGCCCAGUACAGCAGAGAGGGACACACACCACCCCAAAACGCAGUGAAAGAGGAGCCAGAGACUGAAGUUCGGAUGGUGAACGGAAAACCCAAGAAAGUGCGCAAACCGCGUACCAUCUACUCCAGCUACCAGCUCGCGGCGCUGCAGCGGCGCUUCCAAAAGGCGCAGUACCUCGCGCUCCCGGAGAGAGCAGAGCUGGCUGCACAGCUCGGCUUAACACAGACACAGGUGAAAAUAUGGUUCCAGAACCGGAGGUCCAAGUUCAAGAAGCUGUACAAGAACGGCGAGAUCCCUCUGGAGCACAGUCCCAACGCCAGCGACUCCAUGUCGUGUAACUCGCCGCCCUCGCCCGCGCUCUGGGACACCGGCGCGCACGCGAACCCGGUGGGCCGCGGUCACGUGACGCCGGUCGCGCUCAGCUCGUCGACGCCGCCCUACCCGGAAGACUACAGCAGCGCGUGGUACCAGCAGCACGCCGGCCCCCCGCAAAGCGUCUACUGACCACAGACUUUUCACUCCAAGAGUUUAAUAUAAAAAUGAAAAACAAAAGGGACUGGACUUUAUUUUUGUAAUCUUUAUAUACACGAGCGCCUAGGCUGUUCGUAUGAAGAUAAGCUGAAAGAGAGAAAGAGAGAGAGAGAGAGAAAAACAUCAAAACAAAACAAACAAACAAACAAACAAACAAAGCGUGCUGAAAACACUUGAUUGUUUUUUUUUUCUCUGAUAAAAAAGUGACUGAUUAAAAGUUUGAUCAGCCUCAGAAGAGAAGGAGAAGAGGAGAGGAGGAGAAGGGAGAGAAGAAGAAGGAGAAGAGAAAGAGAAGAGAAGAGAAGGAGAAGAGAAGGAGAAGGAAGAGAAGGAAGAGAAGGAACACACAUUGUGUUGCAGCAAUAUUUCACCAGCUCGACUAUGCAGAUCCUAGGCCUAAAGUUAUAUGGCGUGGUUUUAAAUUAUUUUACUUACUCAAUCCCUUAUUCAUAUUGAUGUUUACGGAUAAUUGUUUUUGUUUACAUGAGGAAAGAUACAGUAGUCCCCAACAUUUGUGCAGUUGCCCGACACACAUACCACAAUGUCACUCCGCUUCAGAGACUCAGGACAUAAGUUAUAUCAAUUUGUACAAAAUGUAGUUGUGUAUAUACAGUAUAUAUAUGUGUGUGUGCGCGCGCGAGCGUGUGUGUAUGUGUGUGUGCGUGUGUGAGAGUGUGUUUAAAUAAAACAGAACCACUAAACAAUACUGUUUAUAAACCCCCGCGUUUUUAUAGAGGAUUCUCGUGCUUUUAUUGUAAUGUUGUUUCAGGAUGAAUAAAUGCAAAUCUGAACUCAUGUAAA